GAAAUUAUUUUGUUGCGUUAUUUCAACGGAGACCGUGGGUGGGAAUUAAUGGUGCUUGAUAAUCGCGCUGUUCGUAACAGUGAUAUGUACUCUUGAUAGUGAACUUUGACAUAAGCGUUUUUUGGAAAAGUCGUCUUUUUUCAGUUGCUCUUAAAGAAAGUAUUGAUAAAUAAAAAUGGCUCCGCGAACGGAAGCAGUACCAAAGGAACAUGCCGAUUUACCGAAAGAAAGACCGAAUAAAGGUAUUAAUGCAGUUUUAUUGGGACCACCUGGUUGCGGUAAAGGUACACAGGCUCCAUUAUUAAAGGAACGAUAUUGCGUAUGUCAUUUAUCUACAGGCGAUAUGCUCAGAGCAGAGAUUACCUCUGGAUCUGCUAUCGGAACAGAGAUUAAGAAAAUAAUGGAUGAAGGUAAAUUGGUCAAUGAUGAUCUUGUUGUUAGCAUGAUUGAUCAUAAUUUGGACAAGCCUGAAUGCAAACAGGGUUUCUUGUUGGAUGGUUUUCCAAGAAGUGUUCCACAAGCUCAAAAACUUGAUGACAUGUUAAAGAAGAGGAAUACUAAAUUGGAUGCUGUAAUAGAGUUUGGAAUUGAUGAUAAUUUGUUGAUAAAGAGAAUCACAGGUCGUCUGAUACAUCCUGCAAGUGGUAGAUCAUAUCAUGAAGAAUUUGCUCCACCCAAGGUCCCUAUGAAAGACGAUAUCACUGGAGAACCAUUGAUCAAAAGAUCAGAUGAUAAUGCAGAAGCAUUGAAAAAACGUUUAGUAACAUAUCAUACACAAACUCAACCAUUAGUUGAUUAUUAUGCUAUACAAGGAAUUCACUAUUACAUUAAUGCUGCUCAAUCAAGUAAAAAUGUCUUCAAAGAUAUCGAUCGUAUAUUUUCAAGAACGGUUAAACCAGCAGAGCAAAAGAAAAGUUUCUUUAGUCGGUUCUUUUAAGAAAUGAAAAUGUUCCAGAUCAUUCUUCUCUUGUAAGUGAAAAGGCAACUUGUAGUUAAUGGGAAAUGUUAUAUCUUAGUAUUAUGGUAAUUUUAGAAAAGCUAUAGCAUUGUAAAUGUACAAUUUUCAAUUUAAAAGCAAUUUACGUGGUUAGGAAUACAUAGUUCGUAUGGUACGUAUUUUUUUGAUCAAGCAAUGUACAGAACACCAAACAGGGAAUGUAAGAAAGGGAAAACAAUGCAAACAUUGUUGCAUUGAUUUAGUUGCAAGUUAUACUGUAAGUUCAUAAAGGAAAGUAUUAUAAAUUAAUAGGACAAAUGCACACACUUUAUUAAUAGAUUGAGCUUGGUGAUAUUGUGACACAUAAGUAAGUCAUUUAACUAGGUGAGGGGAGCAACGUAUUUGUAUAUAAUGAACAACAGAGAACAUUUGUUUGUUUAAUUACUGUUAUUACAAAUAUUUUUUAUCGAUUUCUACUUUGUUUAUUUUUGAAACGUAUAUAUGUCUAAACAUUUAUGUAAAUUUUUUUGCAUAAAAUAUAUACGCCAUUUCUUGCACUUUUGUAUUAAAGUUUAUAACUAGCAACUUUUAAUACAAGACAAAUAUUUUCGAACAUUGUUACGAUAACUGAGACAUUUUUAGAUGAAGAAGUAUAAAUGUAAAUAACUGAAUUUUACAGGAAAUUUGUUUUAUGAAUUUAGCAUAUGCGAUUUAGCAUAAAGGAUUUGGAAUUUAGAUAUAAAAAAAAUAAUUAGAAUAAAAUGUCUCAUUUACACGUUUUACACGCACAUGUAUUACCUUUAACAUUUUAUAAUUUAACGAAUCUCGUACUGGUAAAAAGGUGUGAAUAUAAAAUAACAAAUAUUUUAACGAAUUGUAUUGUUAAUGCACCGAACAUAUUAUUACGCUUAUAUGUAUAUUCUGAAAAAGAAAAAAGGUUUUACAAACGGCUAUAAACGAAACACAAUUGUAGAUGAAAAAUCUAUUUUCCGUAAAUCAAAGUAAUCUAAAUAUAUUCUG
Hylaeus volcanicus is the source of this 1957-nucleotide messenger RNA. It is a transcript of the gene Ak2, whose product is annotated as adenylate kinase. The record is from RefSeq and is a predicted model, not a curated record. The transcript has 4 exons. Gene Ontology annotation, biological process: ADP biosynthetic process. Gene Ontology annotation, molecular function: AMP kinase activity; ATP binding. Gene Ontology annotation, cellular component: mitochondrion; cytoplasm. Lineage: Eukaryota; Metazoa; Arthropoda; Insecta; Hymenoptera; Colletidae. The coding region runs from base 176 to 937 and encodes 253 amino acids.